Messenger RNA from Cotesia glomerata, 2196 nucleotides. RefSeq lists its product as uncharacterized. The transcript has 7 exons. Bases 77 to 1774 code for a protein of 565 amino acids. Gene Ontology annotation, molecular function: protein binding. Gene Ontology annotation, biological process: regulation of transcription by RNA polymerase II. The record is from RefSeq and is a predicted model, not a curated record. Lineage: Eukaryota; Metazoa; Arthropoda; Insecta; Hymenoptera; Braconidae. Gene Ontology annotation, cellular component: nucleus.
ACCGGAGCCUAAUAAGAAAACUAAUUAAAUGAUAAUUAUAAUAUAAUUAAAAAAUUUAAAUGAAAAAAGAAAAUAAAUGCGUAUAAAACCAAAAGCAUAUAUCCGGAACGCAGACGGAAUUUAUCACAACGUUGAAGACGUAUCUAAAGAAAUGACAAACAUGUUUCCCCAGCAGUACUGUUUGAGGUGGAAGUACCACCAUAGCAAUCUCCAGACAAUGUUCUCACAGCUGUUGGAGAGGCAGGCUUACUGUGACGUCACUCUUGCCUGCGAGGGACAAACUCUUCGUGCGCAUAAGGUGGUGUUAAGUGCUUGCAGUACAUAUUUUGACACAAUAUUAUCACAAUAUGAAGAAAAAGAUCCAAUAGUAAUAAUGCGAGAUGUUAAAUUUUCCGACAUUAAAGUUCUUGUUGAAUUUAUGUACAAAGGAGAAAUUAAUAUUGAUCACACGAGACUGUCAUCACUGCUGAAGACUGCCGAAGACCUGCACAUAAAAGGGCUAGCGGAAGUCAGUUGGCGAAGUGAUGCUGCCCAAAAUGACUCGAACAACAGCGGACACAGUCCCGGGAGUGGAAGCGGAGCCAGCGGAAUCGGGGGCAGCGGCGGUGGUGGAGGCGGAGGAGGAAGCACUGGGACCCCUGGGGUCGAGACUGUUCUCAGAGAAGGCGACCUUGAUGACACACCUCCACCCCACAAGCAGAGACGUAGGGGCCGGCCGCCCUUAGAUGAUCCUCCGUCUCAGCACGACGUCUUUACCCCCAAAGUUUCCUGUAUUACCGGCAGCGGAAAUGAAGAAAUGAUGAGCGAAGGUGACCAUGAAAGUUGGGAUGAUGAAACUAUGAUGACUGACAAUGAGCCCGUACAAAAUAUAUCGUAUCUUUCAAAAGAAGAGAACGCUAAUGAAGAUAAAAAACCAAAUAUAGCGACAAAUUCAAAUGCAACAAAUCCAGCGGUUCCAGAACAAUUCCGAGAUGUAAUAAAAAUGAAUGACUAUUUAACAACCGGUAGGCGGCAGGAGUUCUGGGAGGAACCCUUUACACGUCGAGUGAUGGACGCGAUUAAGAGUAAGGAAUUAGAGAUGAAGACUGCUGCUGAGAUUCUCGGCGUAUCUUACGGAACUUUAUACGGAAGAUAUCGUGACAGCUAUGGUUGUCUCAAGCAUCCAUACAGAGUCCGAGACUUUUGGUCCGAGCCAGGGCCUGCGGACGUCUUAGCGAAGCUUCGCCGCAAAGAGAUAACUUUAUUCCGAGCAGCGGAGUUCCUGAACGUGACCGUCCACACCUUAGCGACGUACUUGUCGACGCUCCAAGGCCCGGACCGGAUUUCCCUGGCGGGAGAAUUGAACGCAAGUGUCCUGGACAGCGUGAACGACUCGGAGGACAUUAACGACAUCGUCCAGAAGUACAACGCGGAGAAGAUCUCCUCGACCCCGGCGUCUCCAACACUGCCUCCGUCUCUCUCCCUGUCGUCGAAGCGCAGCAGCAGUAGCAGCGCCGAGCUCGUCAGCAGCCUCGUGGACGUCAGUAUCAAGGCCAGCGCCGCAGUCCUCGAGAACAACCCGGACAUCACUAUUGUUAAGACUGAGAGCCUCCAGGGGUCCUCUCGCAAGCGGGAGCACGCCAAAAGCGCCACCUCUACGACAGUAACCGCACUAGCCGCUAACUCUGAGAACAACAACGCUAAACUUAUGAGUGGUGGCGGGUGCAUCAGUGAGUCCUCUUCCGCUCAUAAGUUGAAUGAUCAGCUCUCGCUUAAUAAUGAUCACAAACCCUAACUGUUCAGGCCUUAUUUAAUUAUUAAUAAUAAUAAUAAUAAUAAUAAUGAUAAUAUUGAUAAUAAUAAUUAUUAUUAUGAUAUCAAUCAACAAUUUAAUAUUAACAAUUAUAAUAAUGUUUAUUUAAAUGACUAUUUUAAUGAUAAUGCUAGAAAUAAUAAUAAUAAUAAUAAUAAUCGUAUGCAAUUUAAUCAACGUAAAUUGUCACGUAAAUUGGUUAGAUUUCUAACGAAUUUCCGUACGAACUGAUAAUAUUUAUAUAAAUAUUUUUUAAUUUUUUUUUUAUAUACAGAAAGAACAAGAUUAUACUGGAUAUCAUCCCAGAUUAUACUGAGUAUAAUCCAGAUUAUAAUUAGUAUAAUCCAGAUAUCACUGAUUAUAAUCUGAGAUACUAUCCAGUGUAAUCUUGUACUUUCCGUGUA